AUUUGAAUAUUCCUUAUGUUUAUCUCAUUUCAGUUGUGCAAGCCAAACGAACCGGGUGUGUUCAUCGGGAAAAUCUUACCUAACAACCCAAGCCGGGCCUUCCUGGGAUACGUCGACAAGGGAGCCUCGGAGAAGAAGAUCGUGCGGGACAUUUUCAAGAAGGGUGAUGCAGCCUUCCUGUCGGGUGAUCUGCUCGUUGCCGACGAGCGAGGAAACCUGUACUUCAAGGAUCGUACCGGAGAUACCUUCCGGUGGAAGGGGGAAAACGUGUCUACGAGCGAAGUAGAGGCCGAGGUUAGCAACGCCGCCGGCUAUCGGGAUACCGUGGUCUACGGCGUGGAGAUCCCGAACAUGGAAGGACGCGCCGGAAUGGCAGCUAUUUUGGAUCCGGAAAGUCAAGUUGAUCUGACAAAACUAGCCGACACGCUGAAAGAAACUCUUCCGUCCUAUGCUCGGCCAAUGUUUGUACGAUUGCUGAACAAGGUGGACAUGACCGGAACCUACAAGCUGAAAAAGUUGGACCUACAGAAGGAAGCGUUCGAUCCGAACGUCAUCGAAGACAGUUUAUUCUACCUGACACCAAAGGGCCAGUACGAAAAACUCUCGAAGGAAGUUUUCGAACAAAUCAAACGAGGAGAAAUUAGGUUCUAAGACUGUGCUGCUCUGAGCCACCAGAAGGCUUCAUGAAAUUCCUUUUCCUUUCACGAACUUACGCACGCAUCAAAGUUUUCCAAGACAAACAAACUUGUGACACCCAUCGAAUGAUCUUCUUUAUAGGUUUUCUCUCUUCUUCCAUACUUCCUUCUAAGAACGACCUACUUUCAGUUUUGUGUUUUCCCUUUUUCAUCAUAAAAACUGUGAUAUCGAGUGAAAGUGAAGAUCAAGCUUCCCCAGCAAAAAAAAACUGUACAUGUUUUGUUCCAGAGUCCAAUCCGAGCAAAAAAAAAAAGAUUGAUCGAGUGACAGCAUGAUUGGAACGAAACUUACUCAAAACCGUACUUAGAGACAGACGUUAAAGAAAGUUAUAAUGUAAAAAUAAGCGACAAAAGUUGGUUGAUGGAUUAGUUUUGUACUUUUUUUUUGUUUUUAGAAAGUGAACGUUUAGCAAACACAAUGACAACUGUAAAACAUUUCUCCUACUGUACUAGGCUAUAAUAGAUUUAUAACAACAAUAGUCAAGACUUGCUUCGAUCUAUAAGUUAUCAACAGAAGCAAACAAAUCCCACGGACAACAGAAACAGAAAGAAAAUCAAUAAUGUCUGACAAAUUUUCGAUGAUAUUUUUUCUAUUCUUUCUCUACAACCGAUCGAAACACAAUUCAAUUAUUUUUAAGCGAGAUAGGCGGGGCAUUUAAGCAACGAGUUUUAGUAUCAUCACUGAGAAUGAUGAUUAGACUUCUAUGUAUACUGACUACUAGAGUUAUACUGUGAAAUAAAGUGGUUUUGUAUGUUAGUUA
This is a messenger RNA of Uranotaenia lowii, 1456 nucleotides long. Its product is annotated as long-chain fatty acid transport protein 4-like. The coding region runs from base 16 to 651 and encodes 211 amino acids. Gene Ontology annotation, molecular function: long-chain fatty acid transmembrane transporter activity; long-chain fatty acid-CoA ligase activity. Gene Ontology annotation, biological process: triglyceride homeostasis. The transcript has a single exon. The record is from RefSeq and is a predicted model, not a curated record. NCBI's taxonomy places the organism in Eukaryota, Metazoa, Arthropoda, Insecta, Diptera, Culicidae. Gene Ontology annotation, cellular component: endoplasmic reticulum.